Messenger RNA from Colletotrichum gloeosporioides, 1284 nucleotides. RefSeq lists its product as uncharacterized. Bases 1 to 1284 code for a protein of 427 amino acids. The transcript is spliced from 4 exons. NCBI's taxonomy places the organism in Eukaryota, Fungi, Ascomycota, Sordariomycetes, Glomerellales, Glomerellaceae. The record is from RefSeq and is a predicted model, not a curated record.
AUGAGCACGACUAAGACACACUCAUACAAUCAUGACCCUUCAGGUGCCCAGGCUUCUCUGGCACCUCCAGCAUAUUCCGAGAUUGACCUUGCUCAUAUUCGACGCCUGUCAAUCAAUUCCGUUUCCUCUGACUCCGAGCCUCUGGAUGCUUCCGAACAGGAGGAACUGAAUGCGGCUCUCAAUAUCGAGCCGGGUACUGGCUGGAUACCCGAGCUACAUGCCACGAAUGGAAAUCUAUCAAGCCCCCUACAGAAACCGGUUGUGAUUCCACGCAUUGAUUUUGGGGGGCCUCUCAAAGUACCCUUGCCAUUCAUGCGAGCAUACUCUCCCGACCUUCGAGCUCAUGACAUCCACGAAGAAGACUUCGUGGGUUUUAUCGACAAUUUGACAGUUACACAGGGCCCUCCAGCCCCACUGGCCGCACUAAAUGCCGCAGGAACGAUAGUUGGCUAUGUACCCAACCACUGGGCUCAAUUGGCAGGAGGCAUCACCAACCUGACUGUGGGCGUGGGCUCGGCAGCAACACGAAUUAUUCGAUCGAAAGUAUUCCUCGAAAAGGUAAACAAGGAGUAUUUUGCGCCAAGAGGUCUGAAAGCUUCGGUGUGUAAGUCUAAGGACUUAUCCGUGAGAAUUGGCUGUGGCGAGACUCUACCAGAUUUACAACCUCGAGAUGUGAACUGGGAGAUGGAUAUUACGGCUCGCCGAAUGUCGGCUCUACAGCCCUACAUCGCGCCACUUACGUUUGACGUGCCACCCCCAACGAAAGAUCGAAACAUCAUAGAUCGACUCACAGAGAAGCAAAUUCAACGACGAGUGAAGAAGAAGGAGAAGAAGAAAGGGAAACGAGCAACGAAGAUGAGGAGGAAGCAGUCCCGUCAGGAACGAAGACAAUCGGAACGUAACGGCACGUCAGACUUAAUCGACUCCGACUCAAGUAGUUCAAGUUCCAGUUCCAGCUCCAGUUCCGGUUCCGACAGCGACAUGGAACACCUGAACAGAAAGGCUGAAAUUGUGUGUUCGAAAGCUGACGAGAAGCUGGAAGGAGCAAGCCACAAAGAGGCUAAGGACAUCCAGAAGAAGAGAGACGAAAAGCUACGCAAGAUUGAGGAAAGGAUGGAGAAGGCGGAAGAGUCUGAAAGAAAAAAGAAGGAGAAGACCGCUAAGAAGAGGGAGAAACGCGCCAAGAAGCGAGGAAAGCAUCACGCCAAGGAUCACAAAAAGGCUAACAAGAUGGAGUUCAUAGUGAUAGAGAGCUUGAAAAGCGAUUCAAGUAAUUGCGAAUAG